This is a messenger RNA of Brassicogethes aeneus, 771 nucleotides long. The record is from the annotation of a GenBank genome assembly. NCBI's taxonomy places the organism in Eukaryota, Metazoa, Arthropoda, Insecta, Coleoptera, Nitidulidae.
AUGUUUUUGGCUAACCAUCAACAAAUUACCAAAUAUGAUUUGGAAUCAAUAAUAAAUAUAAUGAGUGGGGCUGCUCCAUUAGGAGCCUUAGAUGAAGCAAAGUUAUUAAAAAAAGCUCAAAGAGAGAUUUUAGUAAUGCAAGGUUUUGGUUUGACUGAAACGUCUCCACUAGUCAUGUGUACCAGGAAAGAAUUUAAAAAAGAUAAAAACGUGGUUGGCUCAGUAGGAAAACCAGCGGUUAAUACAGAAGUAAAAAUUGUUGAUGUUACGAAUCCCCAUAAAAAUGUGGCCCCUGGUGAGUGCGGAGAAUUAUUAGUAAAAGGUCCGCAAGUGAUGAAAGGUUACCACAAUCGUCCAAAAGAAAACGAAGAGGCUUUCCUUGACGGAUGGUUAAGAACUGAAGAUCUGAUGACUUAUGAAAAUGGAUAUUUUUUUGUUAAAGACCGAAUUAAAGAGUUAAUUAAAGUAAAAGGUUUCCAAGUAGCGCCAGCAGAAUUGGAGGAAUUGAUCAGGGAUAUUCCAAACGUACUUGAUGCGGCAGUUAUAGGUAUAACACAUGUGAGUCAUGGAGAAGUGCCAAGAGCUUAUAUUGUUCCAAAACCUGGUCCAAAAUUGGAUACUGAAAAAAUAAAUGAAGUUUUAAAGAAAAAACUGGCCCCAUACAAACAAUUAGUUGGAGGUAUAAGUGUGGUUGAAAGUAUACCUAAAAAUGCUUCAGAAAAAAUUUUAAGACGAGAAUUAAAGCAACAGUAUAUGAAAAAAAAACAUUAA